This is a messenger RNA of Pleurotus ostreatus (oyster mushroom), 1503 nucleotides long. RefSeq lists its product as uncharacterized. The transcript has 10 exons. The record is from RefSeq and is a predicted model, not a curated record. Gene Ontology annotation, biological process: proteolysis. Bases 1 to 1503 code for a protein of 500 amino acids. Gene Ontology annotation, molecular function: aspartic-type endopeptidase activity. Lineage: Eukaryota; Fungi; Basidiomycota; Agaricomycetes; Agaricales; Pleurotaceae.
AUGAAGUUCCCUGAGUUACCCGCUGUCCUGGUAUCUCUCCUCCUCACAGUUCUCCUUACUCCGGAGCCUGCUGUUGGUCUUCCUGCCACGCAGACCGGUUAUAUAUCCGUCCCCCUUACCAGCGUCCACGACAAAAGAGACCCGGACGUCCAUCCUGACAUCCUCCACCAGCGACACGUCAACCGGGGGUUGACACGAUAUGCCAGGCUUUCUGGGCGCGCCGAGCCGUCGCCCUUGGAGCUCCUAACGAAAAUGAAGAAUCGCCUUGAUUCACUACACCCUGACAUUCGCAAACGCUACAACCACGAGGGGAUUGAGGAGUCCAUUAGCCACCUGAUGUCGAUCAACAGCAUCUUCCCCGGCGCACCGGUACCCAAUCAAGCACACGUUUCGGACGAAGGUGCUGGUGGCUACAGCCCCAGCCUGCUUGCUGUCGCCGUGAUGCACACCGUCACUGAAGCGAAGCAGCCGGAAUUCCCUUCGACGAUGGGAUUAGACAUACAAGGCAACGAACUUGGUUAUAUGGGGCACUUUCUCCUGGGAACACCGCCUAAAACGUUUAGGCUAUUGAUGGACACUGGUUCGGCAGAUCUCUGGGUUGGCGGGGAAGACUGUACAGCGCAAGGUGGCGGGGGAUGUGGCAAGCAUCAAUUCCUGGGUCCGAAGUCGAGUUCCACCUAUAAUCAAACAGACACGAUAUGGGCCAUACGGUAUGGUUCGGGCGCCGUGCUGGGUCAUCUGGUGUAUGACCGUUUCGAAGUGGCCGGGUUGGUUCUGGAGAAGUUCUUCUUCGGUGUUGCGCGGAACGAGACGAUCCAGUUUACACCAGAUCGUAUACCCUUCGAUGGUAUUGCCGGCACAGCGAGAUCCAUGAUAUCUCGCCAGCGCACGAAGACAUUCGUAGAGGCCCUUUAUGAGGCUGGGUUGAUCAAGGAUGGAAUCGCGUCUUACAAGAUCCCUAGGGUCACGACUAUGGGCGUUCAAAGCGACGGUGAACUCACGUUGGGCGCAAUGAACCCAGCAAACUAUGACCCAGCAACAUUAGUGACAUUAUCCAACAUCAGUCCCAUAGGCUUUUGGGAGGUCUUCCUACAGGACGUGAAGGUUGGGGGCAAGUCCAUUGGUUUCACAUCCAGGAACGUCAUUCUGGAUACCGGAACGACGCUUUUCCUAGCCCCGAAAGAUGACGUAGCUCUGCUCCACAGAGAUAUCCCGGGAGCCAUAUACAACGGCCAUGCAUGGACCGUCCCGUGUACGACAACAGCCGUCAUAACCCUCAACUUCGGCGGGAAGGAGUUCCCUAUUGACCCCCGCGACCUCGCCUUUAUCCCACUCGACACACGCGAUCUCAAGGGCAACUGCGCAUCAGCAAUCACCGAAGUAGUCCUCCAUUCCGGACAGGACCACUGGCUCCUUGGCGACGUAUUCUUGAAGAACGUAUACUUCUCGACCAACAUCCGUACCAACCAAGUUUCCAUAGCACGCUUACCUGGAAGACCAUGA